Molecule: messenger RNA, 1380 nt
Organism: Uncinocarpus reesii 1704
Lineage: Eukaryota; Fungi; Ascomycota; Eurotiomycetes; Onygenales; Onygenaceae
Product: nuclear migration protein nudF
Exons: 4
Coding region: 1-1380 (459 amino acids)
Molecular function (GO): protein binding
Source: RefSeq, a predicted model, not a curated record
AUGAAGAUAGGCUUCUGGACCUGGAAAAGCAUAAAGCUGAGCAUUGCUAUUCCUUUGAUGUGCUCGCACGUUUCAUCUGCACUGAGAGCAGAGUUGGGCCUUGAUGAAGAGGCGUUUGGUACUGCGGCAGCAAAGAAAUAUGAAACCCUACUGGAGAAAAAGUGGACAAGCAUAGUCCGGUUGCAGAAAAAGAUAAUGGACCUCGAGUCCCGAAACGCAGCAUUGCAAACCGAACUUGCUAAUUUAACACCUACCGCCCUCUCCAAGCGACACCAGGAUCCAGCUUCUUGGCUCCCUAGAUCUGUUCGGCAUUCAUUAGAAUCACACCGAGACACGAUAAACAGUAUCGCAUUUCAUCCAAUAUACUCAUCCCUCGCUUCCUGCUCUGAUGAUUGCACUAUUAAGAUAUGGGAUUGGGAACUGGGCGAACUGGAAAGAACAGUCAAGGGUCACACAAGAGCAGUACUGGAUGUUGAUUAUGGUGGACCAAGAAGUAGUAUUCUUCUAGCAUCCUGCAGCUCUGAUUUGAGCAUUAAACUUUGGGAUCCUGCAGAUGAGUAUAAAAACAUUCGAACUCUACUAGGUCAUGAUCACAGUGUCGGUGCUGUUCGUUUCAUACCCUCUGGAGCUUCCGGAACACUCUCUUCUGGUAAUUUACUUGUCAGCGCUAGUAGGGACGGUACUCUGAGAAUAUGGGAUGUCGUCACUGGGUAUUGUGUGAAGACACUACGUGGCCAUACCGCUUGGGUACGAGACGUCUGCCCAUCAUUUGACGGGCGGUUCCUCCUCUCAGCCGGUGACGAUAUGACGACUCGAUUAUGGAAUAUAUCUGGGUCAAAUUCAGACCAUAAACUGACGAUGCUUGGCCAUGAGCAUGUUAUUGAAUGCUGCGCUCUUGCUCCAUUUGCCUCGUACCAGUACCUUGCGGCCUUGACUGGACUGAAGGCCCCGCCCGCAAGUAGUGCAGCAGAAUUUAUGGCGACUGGAUCGCGAGACAAGACCAUCAAGCUCUGGGAUGCUCAUGGCAGGUGCCUUGGAACACUGAUAGGCCAUGAUAAUUGGGUACGGGCGCUUGCCUUCCACCCCGGCGGCAAAUAUCUUCUCUCAGUGUCGGACGACAAAACGCUACGAUGCUGGGAUCUAAGCCAAGGAGGGAAGUGCGUCAAGACGCUCAAGGAUGCGCAUGAACGCUUUAUAACCUGCCUGAGAUGGGCCCCGGGAAUUUUUAAAAACGUCCCUGGGGUUUCCACCAGAGAUGCUAAUGGUGAAAGCAAUGGGGUACUGAAUACAGGGCUAAAAGGAGAUACUCCUGAUGUGCAAGUCCGUUGCGUUAUCGCCACAGGAGGUGUGGAUAAGAAGUUACAGGUCUUUGCCGACUGA